GCCUGAGCGGGCUGUUGUCCCUCUCUCCCCUCUCUCCCCUCUCUUGUUUCUCUUUCAGCUGAAGCUCGUCUUCCACUCUUUUGUCUGGCCGGCCCCGGACGUCUUUCUUUACUAGUUAGAGAGUCGACACACUCCAGUACAGGUUACUUGGCCAAAACAACAGACCUUGACGACCAUGGGCGAGAACUGGUUCCACCGCGAGUUCCUCAACCCCCGACGGCUUGUCUUCAACCUCUUUUUCUAUGGCGUUCAGCUCUUCUUGUUCGCAUAUGGGUGGUACAGCCAGGAAACGAACAAGAAGCUAGCUGCUUUGAACGGCCUCAAGUGGUCCGUGUGGACCUCUCGCGGUGCUGGUCUCGUACUCGCCUUCGAUGGUGGGAUGAUUCUGGUGCCAAUGUUGCGUAACAUUAUCCGUGUCGUUCGUCCCAGGCUCGCCUGGCUCUUCCCUGCGGACGAGAACAUCUGGUUUCACAGACAAGUCGCGUAUUCGAUGGCAUUCUGGGCUAUGGUUCAUACCACUGCGCACUACGUGAACUUCUUCAACGUGGAACGCACCCAGGUUCGUGCGGAGAGGGCCCUUGAUAUUCAUUACACGCAAGCCGGCGGCAUUACUGGCCAUUUUAUGCUGCUUAUAAUGGUCCUCAUGUACACAACUGCCCACCAUAAGGUCCGCAACCAAUGCUUCGAGGCCUUCUGGUACACCCACCACCUCGCAUUCUUCUUCAUGAUUGGCCUCUACACGCACGCCACUGGAUGCUUCGUCCGCGACUCCACUAACCCUGACUAUAUCAAGACCUUCCCGUUCUACAGCACGGAACACUGUCUUGGCUAUGAAAGCUGGAGAUUCACUAUCUGGCCUGGCAUCAUCUAUUUCGGCGAGCGUAUCUGGCGUGAGAUCCGUGCGCGACGUGCUACUCGCCUGUCGAAGGUUCUGGUCCACCCCAGCGGUGCCAUGGAGUUGCGUAUCGUCAAGCCUACUUUCAAAUACGUUGCCGGUCAAUGGCUCUUCAUCCAGGUCCCCGAUGUCUCUGGUUGGCAAUGGCAUCCGUUCACCAUCACCUCUGCUCCGGAAGAUCCGUACGUAUCCGUGCAUAUCCGUCAAGUCGGCGAUUGGACCCAGGCUCUCGGAGAGCGUGUUGGUGCUAGCCCAUCCGUUGUGGCCGCGAUGACCCAGGAUGCUAUGAAGGGUAAAGAGAAGGACGACUCACUGUAUGGCACACGUGGCAACUUCGUCGAGCUUGACCCCGCUCGCACAACCCGUCCUCUGCCUGUUGUUCGCAUUGAUGGUCCCUACGGUGCCCCAGCUGAGGAUGUUUUCAACGUCGAGGUUGCCGUUCUCGUCGGUGCUGGUAUCGGUGUUACUCCAUUUGCAUCUAUCCUGAAGCAUAUCUGGUACCGUCAGCGCAAGGGUAACGUGGGCUCGCUCAGGCGUGUUGAGUUCUUUUGGGUUUGCCGUGAUGCUCCGUCCUUUGGUUGGUUCCAGAGCUUGCUUCAGGAAGUUGAGGCUGCUCAAGCGGAUCCCAACUUCCUGCGCAUCAACAUCUAUCUCACCCAGAAGAUCAAUGAAGACAUGCUGUGGAACAUUGCUGUGAACGAUGCGGGAGCUGAGUACGAUCCACUCACUCUACUUCGGUCGCGUACUAUGUUCGGCCGCCCCGACUGGAAGUCUAUCUACGGCCGCAUGCGUGACGCCAUUGAAACCGGCCAGUACCUGCCAGGUACUAACGCUCAACUCAAGACCAGAGUCGGGACAUACUUUUGUGGCCCAAGCGUCCUCGCCAAGGCUGUUAAGGAAGCUUGUGAUGCCACAACCACGUCUAACAUCAACUUCGCGUUCGCAAAGGAGCACUUCUGAGCAUCAACUCGAACAUCCCCGGAGGAAGACGGUUGUCAGAGCGUGACCAGGUCGCUUUAUCUAUCGCAUCUCCAAUGCUUUAGGUGUAUUACUAUGUGUGGUGUUGUUGGGCUUGGCUGAGUACGCUGUUGAAUUUGAACUUUGAUCCACGCUGAGAAAUGAGCGUGAGCAGUCAUAUGUUAUGUUGGGCGUAGCACGCGCGACCAUGGUCGGGCCUGAAUAAAGUUGUCGUGCAUUGAUCAGCUUGCACACGC
Molecule: messenger RNA, 2109 nt
Organism: Phanerochaete carnosa HHB-10118-sp
Lineage: Eukaryota; Fungi; Basidiomycota; Agaricomycetes; Polyporales; Phanerochaetaceae
Exons: 8
Coding region: 176-1855 (559 amino acids)
Biological process (GO): superoxide anion generation; defense response
Cellular component (GO): NADPH oxidase complex; plasma membrane
Molecular function (GO): superoxide-generating NAD(P)H oxidase activity
Source: RefSeq, a predicted model, not a curated record